UGGUGGGAAGAAAAUCACGAGGGAGAUGAGAAGAAAUUCAAACGACGCAUUUGUCGUCUCGAGGAUUUUCAGUGUCAUUGUUAGAACGGCUUCGCCGGAGCACUAUCGCCAUUGUCAGUUCAAGCUUCUUUGCGUUACGAGUAAUUCCUCGAUCACGACGAACAGUUUUUCUCCGCUUCUCAGACGAUGCAUAGAGGGGAAAUCCAUAUCUGGCGUCAAGUGUAUCCAUGCGCAUAUGCUCAAAUGUGGUUUCCCGGUCCAAUUUUCCGGCGGAAAGCUCGUCGAUGCGAGUUUGAAAUGUGGCGAGAUCGGCUACGCGCGUCAGCUGUUCGACGAAAUGCCUGUGAGACAUAUUGUCACGUGGAAUUCUAUGAUUGCCUCUUGCAUAAAGCAUGGAAGAAACAAGGAAGCUGUCACGAUGUAUAACUUGAUGGUUAUGGAGGGAAUCUCCCCGGAUGAAUACACGUUGUCGAGCGUUUGCAAGGCGUUUUCGGAACUGGGUCUUAAUCGGGAAGGCCGGAGAUGUCAUAGCCUCGCCGUGAUUCUGGGUUUGGAAGUGUCGAAUGUGUUCGUUGGAAGCGCCCUCGUGGAUAUGUAUGUGAAAUUUGGGAAAACUUCGGAAGCUAAGUUAGUGUUGAACCGCAUGAAGGAAAAAGACGUAGUCUUGUUUACGGCUUUGAUCGUUGGUUGCUCGCAGAAUGGUGAAGAUUUAGAAGCUGUGAAUCUGUUUAAAAGUAUGGCGGCGGAAGGGGUGAAGGGCAAUGAGUACACUUACUCUAGUGUACUGACAUCUUGUGGGAACUUGAAGGACAUUGACAAUGGCAGGCUGAUUCAUGGGCUUAUGGUAAAAUCCGGAGUUCAUUCUGCUCUUGCGUCACAAACUUCUCUUCUUACAAUGUAUAUGAAAUGCGGUUUGGUUGAUGAUUCUUUGCGGGUUUUCAUAUGGAUCGAUGCCCCGAACCAGGUGACAUGGACUUCUCUUAUAUCUGGACUUGUCCAAAACGGUAGAGAAGAAAUGGCUCUCACAAAAUUCCGGAGGAUGAUGCGUAGUUUAGUCACUCCGAAUUCUUUUACAUUUUCGAGCGUUCUCGGGGGAUGUUCGAAUCUAGCCAUGUUUGAAGAAGGCAGACAAAUUCAUGCUAUAGUGGUUAAACAUGGAUUGGACCAAGACAAGUAUGUCGGGGCAGGCCUCAUAGAUCUUUAUGGGAAAUGCGGGUGCGCGGACAUGGCAAGGUCUGUUUUCGACUCUCUGAAGGAAGUUGAUGUGGUAUCUGUUAACAUGAUGAUCUACAGCUAUGCUCAGAACAGCUUUGGACAAGAAGCACUCGAACUGUACAAGAGAAUGGGAGAUAUGGGUCUUGAGCAAAACAAUGUGACAAUCAUGAGCAUACUGUUGGCCUGUAAGAAUUCUGGGUUAGUUGAAGAAGGCUGUGAAAUUUUCGGCUCCAUCAGAGGAAUGGAGAAAAACAAUAAGACAGUGUUAACACAUGAUCAUUACGCCUGUAUGGUAGAUUUGCUUGGACGUGCAGGGAGAUUAGAGGAGGCUGAAAUGCUAAUAAUAAACCAUGUGACAAACCCAGGUGUGGUUCUGUGGAGAACUCUGCUCUGUGCAUGUAAGAUUCAUAAACAUGUUGAGAUGGCAGAGCGGAUAAAGAAGAAGAUCCUCGAGAUUGCACCGGGAGAUGAAGGAACUCUCAUUCUAAUGUCCAACCUUUACGCUGCCUCGGGAAAAUGGAAUCGGGUGAUCGAGAUGAAGAGUGAGAUGAGGGAGAUGAAGCUGAAAAAGGAUCCGGCCAUGAGUUGGGUUGAAGUGGAUAAAGAGAAGCAUUCGUUCAUGGCUGGAGAUCUCUCACAUCCAAACUCAGAGCAUAUUCUUGAAACACUAGAAGAGCUGAUCAAGAAGGCUAAAGAUUUGGGUUAUGUCGAGGACAAGAGCUGUGUGUUUCAAGAUAUGGAUGAGUCGGCGAAAGAGAGAUCAUUGUAUUACCAUAGCGAAAAACUCGCCUUGGCUUUUGCUGUAUGGAGAAACGCCGGUAAAGCUGGCGGUAUUCGGAUUCUGAAGAAUCUAAGAGUAUGUGCUGAUUGCCACAAUUGGAUUAAAAUGGUGUCGACAAUCAUCAGAAGAGAGAUUAUCUGUAGAGAUGCGAAGAGGUUUCACCAUUUCAAAGAUGGGUCAUGUUCAUGCGGAGAUUAUUGGUAGAUUGUUACACGGUGGAGGGGGCUAUAUUUCGACAUUUAAAAGUAUGCGUCAACAUAAGUGAAUUGCAUAAAAAUGAAGGGUCAAUAAGCAAUUUCAUGGAUGUUUAAUU
Messenger RNA from Tarenaya hassleriana, 2309 nucleotides. Its product is annotated as pentatricopeptide repeat-containing protein At5g65570. Gene Ontology annotation, biological process: RNA modification. The record is from RefSeq and is a predicted model, not a curated record. The transcript has a single exon. NCBI's taxonomy places the organism in Eukaryota, Viridiplantae, Streptophyta, Magnoliopsida, Brassicales, Cleomaceae. Gene Ontology annotation, molecular function: zinc ion binding; protein binding; RNA binding. The coding region runs from base 26 to 2200 and encodes 724 amino acids.